CAACGGGACUUGUCAUGUUCGGCACCGCCGUGGUGUUUAUAAGUUCUCGCCUUCCCCAGGCUACUUCAUUCUGACUACGACAAGUGCACAGAGACGAUGGAGAUUUCCGCUGCUAUCCCGAUCUUUCAACACACGCCCUUUGCUUGCCACCCCUUCGGGCAAGUGUCGCUGCAUGGCCGCCUGUCGCCUUGGCCCUGCCCGCCACCGGCGUGCUUCUACCCGGGCCUGUCUCCUCUUGUGAAGCCUAGCGAGCUUCCCGUCUUCUACCCCAGGAUUAACUUCGGUCUCCCCGCCUCCAGUGAAAAGAAGUCCCCGCUAACCGACAGAGUCGAUCGCGAGUCCUUCGGACCCAUCCCCGGGCUCCUCCCGACGGCCAGGGACCGACGCGUCCAAAACAGUCCCCCGGGCUCCGACAGGACGUCCCCCCGGGUACCGUCCACGUCGCCAUCGCUGGAGAAGUCCGUGAGUGACCGAGCCGAGUCCUGGCUGACCAAGACCUUGACCAACGUCAAGUCCGUGUCCGGAGAAGUGGACAUCAGCAGCAGCGGCAAGAGGAAGAGACCAGAGAAGAAGUUCCCCUGUCCGUUCUGUACGGUGUGCUGCGCCAACAACGGACAGCUGAAAGGGCACUUACGCGUACAUACCGGCGAGCGGCCGUACCCUUGUGACCACCCCGGCUGCGGACGCGCCUUCGCCCGGAACGAGGAGCUGACCAGACACCGCCGGAUCCACACCGGGGUCCGCCCCUACCCCUGCACGGAGUGCGGCAAGGCCUUCAGCCGUAAGGACCACCUCACCAAGCACGCCAAGACGCACCUGAAAGGCGCCGAAAGGAGGGCGCUUCUGCAACGGGACUCAAUCUGCAAGAGGGCGCUUUUGAUUCAGAGGCCCACCUAAAAACUCUCCUGAACUUGAACAUUCGGACGGCUCUUACCACAUGCCAUUGAUGUGAUUAAGUAACUGUCUUCUUCUGUAAUUGCGCCUCAUAAAAUGAAGGUGUACCAGAAAAGGCCGGAUUGAAUUUUGUUCGCGAGGAUUGAAUUUUAGAGUGUUCGCGGUGGUUUUACGGUAUGGGCGGGCGGAGAACUUGCAAACCGCGUUUACUGUGAGAAACAACAGUUUUAUGUAUUUGAAUAUGUAUGUUGGUAUCUCAAAAGUUUAUAGGACCAACAAGCCUGUGCAAAGCUAAAGCGUUAGACAGAAAUAUUGUAGAGAAAGACAAGUGGAGAUUGUGUGCUACGUGCAUUCCCGGUUUCAAAAUACGCAAGCCGGCUUUCGUGUUUUCGAAAUGUAUAGCUCUAAAAGGGUUAUCUUUUGAAAAUGUCUCCGCGAUGGUUGAUAUGCGAAUGCUGGCAAAGCCAUGAACGGAAAUCAACUGUCCCAGUGUUUGUUUAUAUUUCUUGCAUUCAUACAACGAAUAUAGGAAUGUGUGUCUUGUCAAUUGUAUCAUGUUUGUCUUGUUACCAAAAUGUGCAAUAAACAUUUGUCUGAUAUUUUGUAAAA
This is a messenger RNA of Branchiostoma floridae (Florida lancelet), 1503 nucleotides long. Its product is annotated as Krueppel-like factor 16. Gene Ontology annotation, molecular function: DNA-binding transcription factor activity, RNA polymerase II-specific; RNA polymerase II cis-regulatory region sequence-specific DNA binding. The transcript is spliced from 2 exons. Bases 97 to 897 code for a protein of 266 amino acids. The record is from RefSeq and is a predicted model, not a curated record. Gene Ontology annotation, biological process: regulation of transcription by RNA polymerase II. NCBI's taxonomy places the organism in Eukaryota, Metazoa, Chordata, Leptocardii, Amphioxiformes, Branchiostomatidae.